UUGAACUCACCUCCGCCGGUUGGUUUAAUGGUGACAAGAACGAUUCUCAAUGGAACCUUGGAGAACCCCAUCGAAAAUGGCACUGUAAUAAUGAGACGAGGGAGUGUUUUGAGCUACAGAUGCAGUACAAUCGGCAAGGCAUUUUUUGAUUCCGAGUCCCAGGAAUUCAUUGACGAGAUUUUGGUAACUUGUCAAGAAAAUCAGCUCUGGGAUGUUGAGGACAUAUCCUAUGCUUGUGAAUGGCAGCAAUGCGGAGAUCCAUUAACUCCUCCACCAAAGUCUGGCUUAGUCUUGAGGAAAUCAGACCCGUUUGUUCCCCCUGAAAUCGGCGAACCAAUCUUUUACGAAUGUGAGGUUGGCGGAUUCAAUUUUUUCAAGCAUAAUUUAGGGAAUUCCACCUAUCAACUGACUUGUGGACCUCACAACACCAUCGCUCAAGACUUUGUUGAUUGGCCUCAAUGUGUUCCAAAUGUGUUUUGCGAGAUUCCUGAUGGAACGAUCGAUAUUCUAGUGGCAUUAGACGAUACCAAUUUGACACAUAUCGGUUAUGGCGAAAGCUUGGGAUAUUCAUGCCAAGAUCUGAGCAAAGACAUUCACACAAUGGGGGAUCCAGUGGGGCACAAGUUUUUGGAGGCAGAUUGCUUGUGGAACACUCAGACUUUGUCUCUGUUCCCCGACCAAUUGGAAUGCGUUUAUGCAAGAUGUUUAGACAUUCCAAAUCCUCCUGACUCAUCUGGUUUGUUCCAUGUUAAUGGAACGCUUUCAAGUGUUCCCAUCGGGAAUCACGUUACUUUGAAGUGUCCAAUCGGAAAAUCAUUCUACCGAAACAGCAAUGUGUCUGACACUCUUAAACUUCCCUGUGAAGAUAAUGGAGUUAUUUCAGAGCCAUUGGAUUGGCCCGAAUGCAGGGAAACACCGUUUUGUUCCAUCCCACCAAUGUCUUCGGUGACCGGGAUCUCUGCCAUCUUGAUCGACGACAACAACUCAAAGUGAGAAACCUUAGAAGUUCAUAUGGAAAUGUGUUUGAGGCGUUAUAUUUACAGCGUGGCAUUGUAACUCAGAGAACAUAUAUAUAUAUUUCCCAUUUUUGAUACAUGUUUAGCCAAGCCCGUUUAUCAUUCCCACAAUUUUGUCUACGUCCUUAGCAAAAGCUCUACCGUGACAAAACUGUAUAAAAG
Molecule: messenger RNA, 1178 nt
Organism: Tigriopus californicus
Lineage: Eukaryota; Metazoa; Arthropoda; Copepoda; Harpacticoida; Harpacticidae
Exons: 5
Coding region: 28-993 (321 amino acids)
Source: RefSeq, a predicted model, not a curated record